Molecule: messenger RNA, 173 nt
Organism: Cuscuta campestris
Lineage: Eukaryota; Viridiplantae; Streptophyta; Magnoliopsida; Solanales; Convolvulaceae
Source: the annotation of a GenBank genome assembly
AUGCCAAACAGCGAUGGGAAGCUCUACCCAUCGCUGUUCAAGCCUUGGUCCAACAUUAUCACAAGGCAGAAUGCCCUUACCCAGCGAUGGGAAGCUUUACCCAUCGAUGGGAACCCAGCGAUGGGAAGGCUAAACCAUCGAUGGGAAGGCAUGACCGUUGGAAGUCAUUUAAG